AUGAAGGUGUCUGAUUGUAUAACUAAUGGUGAAUGGUGCAUUCCUGAGUAUAUUGUGAAUAGAGACUCUAACCUGGCCACUCAUAUUUGCAAUAUUACUUUGCCUGUUGAUGAUAUCCCUGACAUGUUAUGCUGGGCUUCUGUUCCUGAUGGAAUUCUCACCAACAAAAUUGCUUUUAGAACUUUGAAUGGUAUUGGCCAAAGGACUGUUUGGGCCAAUAGUUUGUGGAAUACUCAUACCCCUCCUUCCAGAUCUUUUAUCACAUGGAGGCUGCUUAAUAAUAAGCUCCCCACUGAUGAAAAUCUGAGGAAAAGAGGUUGCUUUAUUGUGUCAAUCUGCUGCUUCUGUUUGCAGGAAUCUGAAACAUCUCAACAUAUAUUCUUUGACUGUCCAGUCACCUCUAAUCUGUGGGAAUGGCUGAGAAAGGGCACUAAUCAAUCUCUGGAUUGCACUAACUGUCUGCUGAUGCUUAUUGGAGGAUUGAGCAUCAGCAGCAAAAUGGUUCAACAAUUAGUGCAAUCUAUUAUAAUCCACACUAUUUGGGUCAUAUGGAGAGAAAGAAAUCAAAGGUAUUUUCAUGAUAAAAAGCAAGCUAUGACCACUCUAUUCAACACCAUACUGUCAGAAGUUAAUCAAAGUUACAAUCUUAGUUUGGUUAAAGGGUCUCCGGCUAUGCUUGAUUAUAAUGUGGCCAAAUUGUUUAACAUACCCUUCAAAGUUAAGAGAAUCACUCCUAUUCAUGGAACUUCUUGGAAGCCUCCAAGUGCUGGAGUUUUUAAACUUAAUUGUGAUGGUUCUUCAAUUGGCAGUCAACCCUGUGGUUCAAUUGGUAUAGUUAUCAGAGACUCAGAUUCCAAUUUUAUUGGGGCUAUCUGCAGCAACAUUGGUCAUGCAACACCUCUUGAGGCUGAGUUCAGUGCCUGCAUGCUUGCCAUUGAAAGAGCUCAACACAUGGGUCUUACUAAUAUUUGCUUAGAAACUGAUUCUUUGCAAGUUGUUAAUGCUUUCAGGACUAAGUUGGGGGCUCCUUGGAAGAUGAGAGCCAGAUGGUUCAAUUGCUUAAAGUUUUGCUAUGGCAUUAUUUGUUCGUUUGUUCACAUUCCUAGAGAAGGAAACAUGGUAGCUGAUGUUAUAGCCAAAAAUGGCCAGGGUCUUUCUCUCUAUUCCACCCAGUGGUGGUCUUCCCCACCAUCCUUCAUUAAUUCUCUUCUCUUAAGAGACAGUCUUGGACUUCCUUUUUCUAGAUUAGCUUGA
This is a messenger RNA of Medicago truncatula (barrel medic), 1254 nucleotides long. RefSeq lists its product as uncharacterized. The transcript has a single exon. Bases 1 to 1254 code for a protein of 417 amino acids. Gene Ontology annotation, molecular function: nucleic acid binding; RNA-DNA hybrid ribonuclease activity. NCBI's taxonomy places the organism in Eukaryota, Viridiplantae, Streptophyta, Magnoliopsida, Fabales, Fabaceae. The record is from RefSeq and is a predicted model, not a curated record.